AUGCCUGGCUAAUUUGUGUGUAUGUGUGUUUUGUAGAGACAAGGUCUCACUAUAUUGCCCAGGCUGGUCUGGAACUCCUGGGCUCAAGCAAUCCUGCCUCCUCAGCCUCCAAACAUGCUGGGAUUACAGGCAUGAGCCAGUGCACCUGACCAUCAUUCAGCAAAUAUUUUUGAGUGUCUCCUAUGCUAGGCAAUGGAAGGGAUAAAGAUUGUGCAUGCAUGCAUGUUGUGUGUGUGUGUGUGUGUACGUGCCCAUAAAUAGUCUUUGGCUUUCUGUCUAGUAAGGUAGGUAAGACAAUACAGUGAUAAAUGCCUUGUGGGUUGUAGGCCGAGUGCUGUAGAAGCUCAGAGGAGGGAAAGGUCAAUUCCUGCUGGGUGGGCUAUGAGUAUGUGGCAAGGUGAUACGUUAGAGAAUGGAAGACCAGGAGUUUGUCAAGUUAAGUAAUUAAGGCAACAUUAAGAAGUAGUGAGUUGGUGUCCAGUGCUAGAGCAAGGAGUUUCAGCUUUAGUUAGGAUGCAAAGGGGAGCCACUGACUUUUUUUUUUCUGUUUGAUCAAAAAGUCUUAUCUGGGAAAAUGUAUCUGGCAGUAAUGUGUAAUUUCAAUUUAAAAAAAAAUUGGUUCUUGGAUAGUCUUUUAGGCUCCUUUUGUAUGAAACAAAGCCAUGUUUAUAAAUAAGUGAAUUAUGAAAUGGAUUCAUUUCCAAUCUUUUUAAAAGGUAGUCAGAAACUAUUUUCAGAUGCAAUUAGAUACAGUAAGAUAGGCUACGUAGUUAAGAUAUAAGCAGUUUACAAAGUGGGAUAAAAAUGCUACUUUUCAUAAUUUCUCAAACCAUUUUUAGGGGUAUUUUUAUGUCAGCCAUCCUGCUAUCUCAUUUGUCCAAUUAAAACAAGGAAGAAAUCCUCCAUUCUCCUUUUUUCCCCAUUCUUGGAUAGAAUGAAUGUCUGUAGUGAAAAGAACUCGUCAGUAGUCCUCUCAGAUUUGUUCUGAAUUUCACCAAGUAUUUGUAUAAUUCUGCAAAAAACGUUUGUUUCUCAGCCUUCUCCUUUAGGGAGAAAACAAAUAGUGGGCGUGAUGGCCUACCUCCCUGCAUUGUGGUGAGGGUCAGCUGAUACAAGAUAAAGUGUUAAGUGUAAUUACCCUGAAAUGUUUGUAAUUAAUGGAGAAAUGAAGUGUAGACACUUUGUUAGUAGAAACCACUGUGGUUUGGAAAUGCAGUGUUUCAAUAAUAAAGACUGGAUAAAUAAGGUCGUGGUUUGGAAAUAAAGUAUUUCAAUAAUAAAGACUGGAUAAAUAAGGUCGUGGUUUGGAAAUGCAGUGUUUCAAAAUAAAGACUGGAUAAAUAAGGUCGUGGUUUGGAAAUGCAGUGUUUCAAUAAUAAAGACUGGAUAAAUAAGGUAGUGGUUUGGAAAUGCAGUGUUUCAAUAAUAAAGACUGGAUAAAUAAGGUCGUGGUUGGAAAUGCAGUGUUUCAAUAAUAAAGACUGGAUAAAUAAGGUCAUGGUUUGGAGAUGCAGUGUUUCAAUAAUAAAGACUGGAUAAAUAAGGUUGUGGUUUGGAGAUGCAGUGUUUCAAUAAUAAAGACUGGAUAAAUAAGGUCGUGGUUUGGAGAUGCAGUGUUUCAAUAAUAAAGACUGGAUAAUUAAGGUCGUGGUUUGGAGAUGCAGUGUUUCAAUAAUAAAGACUGGAUAAUUAAGGUCGUGGUUUGGAGAUGCAGUGUUUCAAUAAUAAAGACUGGAUAAAUAAGGUCGUGGUUUGGAGAUGCAGUGUUUCAAUAAUAAAGACUGGAUAAAUAAGGUCGUGGUUUGGAAAUGCAGUGUUUCAAUAAUAAAGACUGGAUAAAUAAGGUUGGCUACUAGUGUUUUCCAUUCCUCAGGGAAUUUACAACACAAGAUGAUCCCCACCUCUCACUAUUAAGGAAGUAGCAUUUCCUACAAAUUUACCUCAUGAUUAAUUGUGUUUUUUUACAACACGACAAGAAAAGACAUGUUUUUCAGGAAGUUGGAAAUGCGAAUCCUGGAUUAGUUACUAACUUGCCGUGACAUCAGACAAAUCAGGUGAUCCUUUUUGUCCCUCAUUUUCUGACUAGAUUGCCUAAAGCUUCCCUAGCCGAAAGAAACUACCUGCCACGUCAAUGACACUCAACUGUGGGUGACUCAGGGACAUAUAACCUAAAGCUACUGGGUAAAAUAUUUUAAGAACGAGACUUGGGAAGCUGAACAGGAUAUUGAUUUGCCGUCUUCUUCCCCCAUUGUAUUGACCAGGCAAGUCCACGCCUGAGUUCAGAGUUGCAGUGGGCAGGAGAGAUGUGUGUGUCCAGGAAGAAAUCGUGGCUUCUGCUCGGAAGAUCUGGUCACAUCUCAGGUAACAGUAUGACUAAAUAUACUGAGAAGCUCGAAGAGAUUAAGAAAAAUUAUAGAUACAAAAAAGAUGAGCUUUUCAAGAGACUAAAAGUUACAACUUUUGCCCAGCUGAUCAUCCAAGUUGCUUCCCUCUCUGAUCAAACACUGGAAGUGACAGCUGAGGAGAUUCAAAGGCUGGAAGACAAUGAUUCUGCAGCUUCAGACCCUGAUGCUGAAACCACUGCCAGGACUAAUGGGAAAGGAAAUCCAGGUGAGCAGUCGCCGAGCCCUGAGCAGCUCAUAAACAACGCAGGAGCAGGGGACUCCAGCCGCUCAACCCUUCAGAGUGUCAUCAGUGGUGUUGGGGAACUGGAUCUAGACAAAGGGCCAGUGAAGAAAGCAGAGCCCAAUACCAAAGACAAACCUUAUCCUGACUGCCCCUUCCUGCUGCUAGAUGUGCGUGACAGAGAUUCUUACCAGCAGUGCCACAUUGUUGGAGCUUACAGUUACCCAAUUGCAACUCUGUCUAGAACAAUGAACCCUUAUUCAAAUGAUAUUCUUGAAUAUAAAAAUGCCCAUGGCAAGAUCAUCAUUCUGUAUGACGACGAUGAAAGGCUGGCCAGUCAGGCGGCCACCACCAUGUGCGAGCGUGGAUUUGAAAACCUCUUCAUGCUUUCCGGAGGUCUAAAAGUCUUAGCUCAGAAAUUCCCGGAAGGACUGAUUACUGGUUCCCUGCCAGCAUCUUGCCAGCAGGCCCUUCCUCCUGGUUCUGCCCGGAAACGAUCCAGCCCCAAAGUGCCACCCCUACCAGCUGAGAACAAAUGGAGAUUUACCCCAGAAGACUUAAAAAAGAUAGAAUAUUAUCUGGAAGAGGAGCAAGGGCCUGCAGAUCAUCCUAGCCGACUGAACCAAGCUAACUCCUCUGGAAGAGACUCCAAGGUGCCUGGUGCCCGAAGCACUCAGAAUCUGCCUGGCGGGGGCCCUGCCAGCCAUUCAAACCCCCGCUCCCUCAGCAGUGGCCACCUGCAAGGCAAACCCUGGAAGUAAAGACUUUGUCUCUGCCUAAGUAAAAACUUAGGCAAAUAAAUGUUUUUCCUCUUUUCGGAACCCCUGAGCAUUUCCCAAGUUGGGUCAUUUCCAGAAACUUCUGCAGAGGAAAAGACCAUGACAUACGUAUGGGAUAGGCCCUCUUCCCUCUCCCUAUCUCCAGUUCCUCUCCCCUCGGGAGGCCACCUCGGGAAGAAUUUUGACAGGUGACCACAAAAACCAGAGGCGUGACAGGCUCUAGUGUCCUCCCUGUUGUUUACAGCAUAUUUAAGUCUUGUGAAACUGUAGAGGAAAAAAGGAUCUAAGUUUUUAGUUUUUUGUUUUUUGUUUUUUGUUUUUAAAUAAGGUUCAGCUUGUUGGGUAUCUCUUCAUUGUUUUGUAAAUACUUCAGUCACAUCCGCCCGUGUGCCCCUCCUGACCACCUUUUCGUUCACUGUUCUUGACUUCAUGAAGGCUUCUCUUUGCAGUCUUGAUGUGAGAAGCUGUUUCCAGGGGUGCAGAUGAGCCUUAGGUUCCAGCCGCCUGCAGGCCCCACCCCCACGGACUCACUCGGCAAGGAGCUCUCUGCCCAGCAUACUGCAGGCCCUAUUUUGAGUAUGAAAGCCAGUGCCUGUGUGCAUCGCUCAAAUUGAAGAUGGGGAGAGUAGCUGUACACUCACUGAAUACUCCCCCUUAUUAGAUACUUUCCUGGAGCCAGAAAGGUGUGCAUGUGGGCGUCUUCACACCGGGGAGGAGGGCCUCUCAUGGGAAAGCCCUGGCCACCACACCCUUGAAGCCCACCAAAGCGGCCCUCACUUGUGGUCAGUAUAUCAGUUUUAAUGCCCAUUGCCCAGCUUCAGUCCAUCCAUGUUAGAUGGAUAGAAAUUAUGGCCACUUGAAAAUACCAGCUUUGGUUGGACAACUGUGGACGCACAAGGUGAAGAGAACUCCAAAGUCCUUUCUCAGGGCUGACAGCCUCGUAAGCCCUUGCUUAGAAAUACAGUAUUAGUUUAAUUGAGUAAUUAGUGCAAUUUCCUGCUUACUUUUCAUUCUCAUGACUGAACUGUGAUUAGGAAGUUGUGAUUAUAGAUUCUGGUUUUGGCCGGAAUUUUGAAUCAGCAUUAAUUGAAUUGCUAAAUGACUGACAUUCAUUCCAUUUAAUUGGGGGAACAAAAGGCCUCAGGUAAGGAUGAGAAACUCUGAAAUCAGAUGGAAAAGAGCCGUGUUAAUUUUUAUGGUCUGUGAUCGUAGCUGUGAUAAGGGACUGAGGAAUAAAUUGUGCUCUUUGUCAUGGCAACCAGCUUCUGAAAAGCCAGCUGAAAAUUGCCUGUCCUGCUGGUAACUGCUACAGGGUAAGAUUUGCCUUAACAGUACUAUUUUCUCGCCACGAAAAAAAAAAAAGAAAUGCACCACAGUAUUUCCAGCAUGGGGGCUGUGUUUGUAUGAGAAAUAAACGUAAUAAAUAUCUCAUAAAGACAUAUGGAAAAAUAACUUUCAGAUUCAACCCAGUUCUGUUUUAGAGAGUGUUUAUUCUUCUCUACUUGAUUUCCAAAGUGCAACAUUUUCCGAUGCUUUAGAAAUCAAACAAACCAGGAACAUUGUUCAGAUGUCAAGCCGUGCCCAAUUUUCCACAAGAUUCAAGAAUCUUGUAUAAAAUUCAGCCAACGUACACAUAGCUUUAAUGAGGAGUCUGUCAUGUUUCCCCAUAAAUUUAUUGCCUGAGAACUUAGUUCAGGCUUUGCUAAUGCCAAAAUGCUCUGGCUUUGUAUUUUCUUUACAGCGUAGAUAGAAAAAUGCACAUUUUUCCACAUUCAACUUUCCCCUAGCAUGGACAAGAUUUUCAGCCAUUUUUGCCACAUAUACAUUUUAAGGAAAAAAUAUUUUUCUCUGUAACAAAGUUCUGGUUAUGCCGUUUUAAAGGUGACUUGUCAGGAGUUGAGACUUCCCUGCCGCAUUCUGUUUUGAAAGUAAAUGGUCUCCCUCCUUGUUCCGAUUCUGCAUUCCCAUCGUCAACUUUGGAGUGUUGGAAACCACUGUAUAUAUGUGGAAAGCCAGGUCAGCCAGACCUAUUAGAACUGGUGUGCACUCACCUGAGAGAUCUGGCGGGUUGAAUAUAUUUGUGUGUAUUUCUCCAUAGUGCUUGCUUUGCCCUGUUGGUAAGGAUUUUAAAUAACCAUGCUGAAAAGAGCUGUUCUAAUUCUGCACUUUGCAUGUUAAAUGUUCAUAUCAAACAUUCUUUAUGUGCUCGAGGUAUUGCUUUUUACAUUGCUUUACCAGUUUCUUCAUUAGAUUAAUUGACAUGUAUUAUUUAAAUGACCAGUGAUGCUUUGUGCAAUUAUGAAUGUUGAAGAUUAAAGUACAUAGUUACUAAUUUGUCGUUUGCUAUGAAUACGCUGAAAACUGCCAACUUCUCUCUUCUUUUCUGUCGAGAUGAUUUGGGGAGCCACAGGAGACUGGUGUGAUUUUUGCUGCAUCUCCUAGAAAAGCAUUUUUUUUUUUUUUUUAAAUAAAUGAAUCAGGAAAUCAGUCCAAUUAGGGCAGGGGGCCUCAGCUCUCCAGUCAGAAAGCCUGGAUUUCUUUUCCUGCUCAGGCUGGGAUUGAAGCCACCUUCAACAACUAGAUCAUGGCUUCCUGCCAGCGUCUCAGGGGUUGACUAGCUGCCCUUGUCUGGGGCUUAUGAACCCUGAGACGGAAGGUGCUUCAUCCGUGCACAGCUACAGCGCCACCUGAACAACAGUGAUUGCCAAAGUUUAAAUAAUACCUUAAAUGCUUUAAAGGGGUUUGUAUUUAAGGAAGGGAGAAAAGAAGGAAAGAAGCAAGGAAAUAGGAAGAAGGGAGGGCACAGAGAAAAAGAGAGGCAGAAAGUGAGGGAGAAAAGAGAAAGCUACAUUACUUAUUUGAAAACAAAAGGAACACCCUGGGCUCUAAUAAUGUCAGGCUCAAUCUCUUGAAAAAUGUAGAAUGAUUUAAAUGGCCUGCAUUCAUUUUAUCUUUUUUUUUUUUUUUUUUUAAACCUUUAGUGGUUAGCCAGGACCAGCACAAUCAUACUGGGCUUGGUAUAAAUCCGAAUGAAAAGAGCACAAAUAACAUUCAUUAGUUGCUCGGGGAUUUUUCCUGUGGUGCUAUUUAAAUUAUACAAAAAUUCUUAAGACUUUAGGCUACUCGACCAAGAAAACAGAACAAAACAAAGACCGUGUUUUCUCUAAUUCCCUUGUGGAAUGUAAGUGAAAUCAGAGUCCUAGGCUAGGAAGAAAUACAUAGGUAAUUUUUCUUGUGUUGGUUUUGGUUUCUGUCAUGUUGUUUAUGGGCUAUAGAUUCUGUCUUUUAUGUUAUCUGACUUUUUUAGAGCGAAUAAUUAGUUUCUGUCCACCUAGAUUUAAAUCCAUGACCACCUUCUUGCUCUACUCUGAAGAUAAUCAUUAAGAACCUUUCUUUCCCCAGUUCCAAAACGUUCUCAGUGUCUUUAAUGUGUGUUUAUUUUCUUCCCAAUUCUUUCAAAGAUUUAACUCCCAUGAUACUUCCUCCCCCUGCCCCAGGAAACAUCAGAAACAUGUAUAAUUAUAAUUCACCAGUUUAAUUAUGUGAGCAUGUUGAGUACUUACAUGCAGGUCCAUUAAGUUUUCACUAACAAAUAUUUUUUCAUGCAAAAGCAAUAAAUAACAUUGUGCUUCCAAAAUGUUCAGAAUACAUUUGGGUAGUAAUACUUUCCUAGACUUACAAUAAUGAAAGUAUUCUUACGACAUCUUAAAAUGGAUACACAGGUCAGUUACAACAUACAAAAUGUAAUGGUGGAAAUUUGUCAGUCUUGAAUUCAGGCAGAACAGGAUUCAGUGCAUGAUUUUAUGUGUUUUCAAAACUGUAUCUGUCACAUUGUGAUCCCCUGAUGGCCCCCCUCUCUGUUGCUGAUCCUCUUUGUUCUGUGCAGAAGCAAAUUCUCACCUGUGUAACGUCCUGAGGCACCUGGUAAAAUGUGAGGUGAAGAAAGGCCACUUCUCAAAUGCUGUGGACGGAGGGCUGCAUCUUUUAAAGGACAUCAAUAUGUCUUCCUGUUGCAAUUAUUUUGACUGUAAGCUCCCAGAGGGUGAAAAUCACCAACCCUGUGACAGUGGCCCUUAAUAAGUGUUCAUGAAUAAAUGAAUUGAACCUGUCAA
Messenger RNA from Macaca mulatta (Rhesus monkey), 7516 nucleotides. RefSeq names its product centrosomal protein 41 (gene CEP41). Lineage: Eukaryota; Metazoa; Chordata; Mammalia; Primates; Cercopithecidae. Gene Ontology annotation, cellular component: ciliary basal body. Gene Ontology annotation, biological process: cilium assembly. The record is from RefSeq and is a predicted model, not a curated record.